Cyprinus carpio (common carp) is the source of this 2122-nucleotide messenger RNA. Its product is annotated as septin-5-like. Gene Ontology annotation, cellular component: septin complex; cell division site; synaptic vesicle. The record is from RefSeq and is a predicted model, not a curated record. Gene Ontology annotation, molecular function: GTP binding; GTPase activity; molecular adaptor activity. Lineage: Eukaryota; Metazoa; Chordata; Actinopteri; Cypriniformes; Cyprinidae. Gene Ontology annotation, biological process: regulation of exocytosis; cytoskeleton-dependent cytokinesis.
UUUCCAUUGAGCUACUAUAAUGAAAGAAAUCAUGUCUUUUCAUGGUUAUGGCGAUUUGUUCACAGUUAAAAGCAUUAAUUAUUUUACUUGGCAUAUUAUAUGUUAGGUUUUUCAUUUGUGUAAUAUAAUUAUAAUUAUAGUAUCAUAGCUACAAACGAGCACAAUGACGCUAUCUUUAGGCUGGGGUUGGCACCUAGGCGACCAAUCAAAGACUUGUUUAUAAGCGCGACGCAACGCAAACGCUCCCGGACAGCGCAAGUGAACGCGACGCACAGCUCUCACUGACUGCACUGAGCCGUUGUCAGACUGGACAGCUGGCAGCGUUAGUUGUGUCUGCUUUCAUCCGUAUGUAGGCUACCGAACAUUUUGAGGGUCAGGGAAGUUACGUUAAUUUAAGUGCGGAGAUUAACUCCACAGAUAAACCCCGCAUAUGGGAAGAGAUAUUUAGAAAAACAUCCAAAACUUUGACAGGUGGAUGUGAACUCCGUCUGGGAACAUGGAGCACCUGUCGUCGACCACCAACCGGUUCGUGAAUGCGAUGUACAGGCAGCGCGAUCCUGAGUUGUCUAGUUUAGCCAUAGAAGACUGUGAGGAUGCUGAAUUGGCCUAUACCAUGAGAGACCUGCCCCCUAGAGCCGGUCACACCUUCCCUGGCUGUGAGAUGCCCAUGAUGGACAGGGAGCCGGAUGGCAGCACCCGCCCUCAUACACCAGGGACACCCACUUUCACCCGGCCGAUGAACAGACGUUUCCUGGGCUCUGAGACGGAGUUACCCCACCAUGGACAGCUCAGCUCCAUGAGCUCUCUGGAUUCUCCCCUGAGCCCUUCUCGCCCGAAAAGUCCUUGGGGCAGAUUUGACCCUUAUGACUCUGCUGAGGAUCAAGAUAAGGAGUAUGUUGGCUUUGCAACGCUGCCUAACCAAGUGCACAGGAAAUCUGUGAAAAAGGGGUUCGCCUUUACUCUUAUGGUGGCAGGGGAGUCGGGUUUAGGGAAAUCUACACUAGUCAACAGCCUCUUCCUCACAGACCUUUACAAAGACAGGAAGAUGCUGAAUGCUGAAGAGCGGAUCUCACAGACAGUGGAAAUCACGAAACACACGUUGGCUAUAGAAGAGAAAGGAGUCAAACUGAAACUCACCAUUGUGGAUACACCAGGAUUCGGGGAUGCUGUCAACAACACAGAGAGCUGGAGGGCAGUUGUGGACUACAUUGACCAGCAGUUUGAGCAAUACUUUCGUGAUGAAAGCGGCCUCAACCGUAAAAACAUUCAGGACAACCGUGUGCACUGCUGCGUCUACUUCAUCUCACCUUAUGGCCACGGACUCAGACCGAUGGACGUGGAGUUCAUGAAGAUGCUACAUGAGAAGGUCAACAUAGUGCCUGUGCUGGCCAAAGCAGAUAGUCUCACUCCACUGGAAGUCAGAAAAAUGAAAAUGAAGAUUCGUGAGGAGAUUGAGAGAUUCGACAUCAACAUCUACCAGUUCCCUGAAUGUGAUUCAGAUGAAGAUGAGAAGUUCAAACUUCAGCACCAGGAACUGAAGGACAGCAUUCCCUUUGCAGUAAUUGGCAGUAAUGUCCAAGUUGAAAGCCAAGGCAGGCGCUUCAGAGGCCGUCAGUACCCCUGGGGUGUGGUGGAAGUGGAGAACCCUGCUCACUCCGACUUCCUGAAGCUGAGGAACAUGUUGGUGCGCACGCACAUGCAGGACCUGAAGGAUGUGACACGGGAAACUCAUUACGAGAAUUACCGCGCUCAGUGCAUCCAGAACAUGACCCGCAUGGUGGUCAGGGAGAGGAAACGCAGCCUGUGUAACCGGCUAAGAGACAGCGCCUCAGACCUUCCUGUGCCUCUGAUGCCUGUGGACAGCGAGACUGAGCGCCUUAUUUGGGAGAAAGAUGAAGAGUUGCGCCGAAUGCAGGAAGUUCUGGAAAGGAUUCAGGAACAGAUGCGUCAUGGACAUUAACACAUAAUAAUCAAUUAAUUUUAAUGUGUUUACGAUAGAAAUAUGGCUUGAGAUAUAAAUACUACAUAAAUACUUUUAAUAUUUUAGAUUGAAUGUAAAUAUGACUGCUGUGAUACAUAAGAAAUAAGACCAAUACAACUUGACUUGUAAAUGUCAUAAGAU